Messenger RNA from Rhinolophus ferrumequinum (greater horseshoe bat), 346 nucleotides. Its product is annotated as transcription factor SOX-17-like. The transcript is spliced from 2 exons. Lineage: Eukaryota; Metazoa; Chordata; Mammalia; Chiroptera; Rhinolophidae. The record is from RefSeq and is a predicted model, not a curated record. Bases 67 to 324 code for a protein of 85 amino acids.
AGCAGCCUGGAUGGCGGGUACGCCAGUGAGGACCACAGCCAGCCCUGGAGCGCGCUGCCCGCGGUGAUGGCCAGGUUAGGGCCCCUGCCCUGGGCCGAGUCGCUGAGCCCCCUCGGGGACAAGAAGGUGAAAGGCGAGGCGGUAGCGAGCAGCGGGGCGCCGGCAGCGGCCGCGGGCCCGACCAAGGAGGAGUCUAGCAACAGGCGUCUUCAAGGUAGGAAAUCGAGAGACUUAAUACAGAUAAAACUACUCGUCAUUAACGGAGCUGGAAAGGCACCCAACAGCAGAAAAAUGUGGAAAGCUUUGGAAUUUCAAGCAAGAUAGGCUGCAGUUUUGAGCUUUUUGG